Frieseomelitta varia is the source of this 1764-nucleotide messenger RNA. RefSeq names its product cilia- and flagella-associated protein 251-like. Lineage: Eukaryota; Metazoa; Arthropoda; Insecta; Hymenoptera; Apidae. The coding region runs from base 9 to 1568 and encodes 519 amino acids. The transcript is spliced from 7 exons. The record is from RefSeq and is a predicted model, not a curated record.
UUCGUAUUAUGUCAACACUUGUUGAAGUCAUUACAAAUCAAAUUAUUAUAGACGUGGUUCCGUGUGUUCGACUUUUUAAAAAUUUAAUUUUCCUUCGUUUGUUUUAUUCUAAAGAGUACGGGUAUAUCUGCUGGCAGAAGAUGUCUGGGGAUAUUCAGGCGAGAAAACGGAAAGAGAAAAAACGUAAAAAGGAUGAAGAAGAUAAUGUUACACCAUCACCUGUGGGAAAUGUUAGUGAAAAUUUAACAGACAACGUAACUAUACAUAUUUAUAAAGAAAGUACUACAGGUGGACAUUGGUGUGCCCGAAUCAUAUUUUUUGCUGUCUUGACAAUGCUUGUUGGUUUAAUUGGUGUAGUUAUUAUUGAACAUAGAGGCACUACAGACAUUAGUACACCAUUAGAAUCCUCUCGCUGGGCUUUUAUCUUUGAUGGGUGGGUAGAUGAUUCCUUGUCUUUAUCUAAUGAAGAGUCAUACGAUAAUGAAAAUGAAAACAUUGAACAAGUAGAAGAUGAAAGGAACUCUGAUGAAGACAAUGGAAAAAUAGAAACAACAGAAAGUGAAGCUUCUAAUGAAGAAGAAAUUCAAGAAGAUGAAACAUUGAAUGAAUAUGCGGAAGAAGAUAAAGAAACAAUUGAAAAUGAAUCAAAUGAAGAACAAAGCGAUAUUUUAGAAGAUGAAGAAGAAUUGAGCAACGAGAAUGAAUAUGAAAGUAGGAAGCAAAUUACAUUGGAAGAUGAUGAUUCAACAUUUGAUGAGACUAAUGUAUUAGAAGAAAUAUAUGGUAUUAGUACAGAAAAAGAUUCAGAUGAAAAAAGUGUAUUAAAUGAAGUAGAUAAUCAAUUUGAUAGAAUAUUAGAAAUGCCAAGAAACGAAGAUAUAUUUGAAGAAUAUUUAGACAUUUCUGGUGUUAAGGAAAUUAAUGAUGAUAAUAUAGAACCUUUAGAAGAGGUAGAAAGCAUAGAAUCAGAAGAAUAUGUUAAUGAUGUAGAUGUAAAGCCAGAAAUAGAAGAAAUAGAAGAAGAAUCUGCUGGUGUGGCAAUGAAGUUUGGAGUUGGUGUGGCACUUAUUGUCACUGCACAUUUUGUCCUUGUGAAACGAUGGAAUAAUGGGAAAUAUGAAGUGCAAGAUACAAUUGGAAAUAAAGUAGAAACAAAAAAAUAUAAGAAAGAAGAAGAAGAUAUAGAAAUAGAAGAACAGGUUGAUGUACAGAAGAAUGAUGAAAUCAAAGAAGAGGAGAAGAGGGAAGAGGAAGAGGAAGAGGAAGAAGUACAAGAAGAAGAAGAAGAAGAAGAAGAAGAAGAGGAAGAGGAAGAGGAACAAGAGAAUGGAGGAGAAGAGGAAGAAGGAUGGGAGGAAGAAGAAGAGGAGGAAGAAGAGGAAGAGGAAGAAGAAGACGAAGAAGAAGAAGAAGAAAAGAAAAGAAAAAAUAGACAAAAACAAGAUGAUAAAGAAGAAAAAAAGACGGAAAUAUUAGGCAUAGAAGAUGGAAAAGAAGAGAACAAAAACAAAAGAUGGGAUAAAAAAAAUAACAAAAAUGGAAAUAACAGUGAUAAAACAAAAAAAUGAAAUGGAAAUUGUACAAAAAAUGUUGAAAGAAGGAGACGAAGAAACAGACGAAGAAAUUGAAAAUUUUGACGAUUCUGAAUUGAUUGCGAAACUUGAAGCUAAAUAUGGAAAAUUAUAAACUUUAUAAAAUUAUGAAAAUAAUGAAAAAAAUAGUGAGCAUAAAGAGAAAAUAAAAAUUAACAGUUAAGUAAUUUGA